This is a messenger RNA of Aplysia californica (California sea hare), 8936 nucleotides long. Its product is annotated as solute carrier family 12 member 4. The record is from RefSeq and is a predicted model, not a curated record. Gene Ontology annotation, cellular component: membrane. NCBI's taxonomy places the organism in Eukaryota, Metazoa, Mollusca, Gastropoda, Aplysiida, Aplysiidae. Gene Ontology annotation, biological process: chemical synaptic transmission; potassium ion import across plasma membrane; cell volume homeostasis. Gene Ontology annotation, molecular function: potassium:chloride symporter activity.
AAAGCCAUGUUGGGCACAGUGCUGGGUGUGUACCUCCCCUGUAUACAGAAUAUCUUCGGUAUUCUGCUCUUCGUUCGGAUGACGUGGAUUGUGGGGAUGUCCGGAGCUGUGGAGUCUUUCUUCAUCGUACUCAUCUGUUGUACCGCCAAAUACAUGGCGCCGCAGCUCGACCUAUUUGGCGACGUGUUCAACAGCUACCGACUGUACGGCACGCUGGUGAUGAUCCUCCUGGCCAUCGUCGUCUUCAUCGGCGUUGGCUUCGUCAGCAAGUUCGCCGCCCUGUCUCUCGCCUGCGUCAUUAUCUCCAUUUUGUGUAUCUACAUCGGCAUUUUUGUAUCCAGCCCCGACCGCAGCGUUGAGGUGUGUCUCCUGGGCAACCGCCUGCUGACGCGGGAGUCGGUCAUGUUCAAUGGUUCCUUCAUGUGCACCAAGGAUGAGGCAGGCCCGAUUUACCGGCACUACUGCGGCGACGGCCUCAACGACACCGACAGCUGCAUCUACUUCAGCCGGCCCGAGAACACAGCCCGGCUGGUCAAGGCCAUCCCGGGGCUGGCCAGUGGCGUCUUCUCAGAGAACAUAAUGAGCCACUACACGGAGAAGGGGAACAUUGUCGGUACAGACGAGGACGGGUCGGAGAGCAGAGGGGAGGUCAUCGCUGAGAUCACCACCUCCUUCAUGGUUCUGUUGGCCAUUUACUUCCCUUCUGUCACAGGAAUCAUGGCUGGUUCAAACAGGUCUGGUGAUCUGGCAGACGCUCAAAAGUCUAUCCCAACGGGCACCAUUGCUGCCAUCGCUACCACUUCCAUUGUUUAUCUGACCAGUGUUCUGUUCUUUGCUGGCUGCAUUGAGGGAGAUGUGAUGAGAGACAAGUACGGACAAAGUAUCGGGGGCAGUCUGCUCAUCGGCAAGCUGGCCUGGCCCCACGAGUGGGUCAUCCUGAUUGGUUCCUUCUUGUCCACGCUCGGCGCUGGUCUACAGACUCUCACAGGAGCCCCGCGUCUGCUGCAAGCUAUUGGAAAGGACGGAGUGAUCCCCUUCCUUCACCUGUUCAGCGUGACCACCAAGCGGGGCGAGCCAUUCCGGGCUCUGCUGCUGACCGCGGUCAUCUCCGAGCUGGGCAUUCUGAUUGGCAACCUGGACUAUGUGGCUCCCAUCAUCACCAUGUUUUUCCUCAUGUGUUACGGCUUCGUCAACAUGGCUUGUGCCUUGCAGACUCUGCUCCAGACUCCCAACUGGAGACCUCGCUUCCGAUUCUACCACUGGACACUGUCUCUCCUGGGCCUGGCUCUGUGCAUUGUCAUGAUGUUCAUCUCUAGCUGGUACUAUGCCCUGGGUGCCAUUGCCAUAGCCUUCUGUAUCUACAAGUACAUUGAGUACAAGGGAGCUGAGCAGGAGUGGGGUGACGGUAUCCGCGGUCUGGCCAUGUCAGCUGCCAGGUACUCCCUGCUCAGACUGCAGGCUGGCCCGCCUCACACCAAGAACUGGAGGCCCCAGCUGCUGGUGUUGAUGAAGAUGGACGAAAACCUGCAGCCCAAGUAUCCCAAGCUUGUCUUGUUUGCCAGCCAGCUGAAGGCAGGUAAAGGUCUGGUGUUGGUUAACUCAGUACUGGAGGGAGAGUUCAGAGACAAGUACCCAGACGCCCAAGCCUCCAAGCAGACUCUGAUGAACCUGGUCAAAGAGUUUGGUGUGAAGGGAUUUUCCGAUGUCAGUAUCGCCAGCGACGUCACCGAGGGACUCUGUCAGCUCAUCCAAAACGCAGGUCUAGGUGGUCUGAAGCACAACACGGUCGUCAUUGGCUGGCCGUACGGUUGGAGGCACAACUCUGACCAGCGCAGCUACAAAGUGUUCCUGGACACGGCGAAGAACGUCGGAGCCGCCCAGAUGGCGCUGCUGGUCCCCAAGGGCAUCAACCAGUUCCCGGAGCAGCGGGUCAAGCUGCGAGGGACAAUCGACGUGUGGUGGAUCGUGCACGAUGGAGGUCUCCUCAUGCUGCUGCCCUUCCUGCUGAGACAAGACCGUGCCUGGAAGAACUGCAAGCUCAGGAUCUUCACCGUAGCCCAGACGGAGGACAACUCUAUCCAGAUGAAGAAAGACCUGCAGACCUAUCUGUACCAGCUGCGUAUUGAGGCGGAUGUGGACGUCGUGGAGAUGAGCAACCAAGACAUCUCAGCGUACACGUACGAGCGAACAUUGAUCAUGGAGCAGCGGACGGACAUGUUGACCCGGAUCCGGCACCAGCAGUCUGGGGGCGAAGGUCGUCCAGCGGCGGCCAUGCGUGUACCGACCAUCACGCUGUCCCCAGUCCCGGAGGAAAGCAGCACGGACCAGAACCUGAUGGAUGUGAACCAGCGCUCGCUGGACAAGUCGCAGUUCACCUUCACACCGCAAGCGGCCAAGGCCUUCAUCGACAGCUCCAAGAUUCCGGACAAGCAGAACGUCCGGCGCAUGCACACAGCUGUCCGACUGAACGAGCACAUCGUGGAGAAGUCGCACAACGCCCAGCUGGUCAUCCUCAACCUGCCCGCCCCGCCAAAGUCAGAGGCCGGAGCCGAGAACUACAUGGAGUUUCUGGAGGUGUUGACGGAGGGUUUGGAUCGAGUCCUGAUGGUGCGGGGAAGCGGCCGCGAGGUCAUCACCAUCUACUCCUAGGUGGCACCAUCUGUCGACGUCCUUGACCUCCUGACUCUCGCUGUGUUUGGCACACAUGUGUUUUUUCAGCUCACAUGUGUGUUUGUUCAACUUAUGUGUAUCUGUUCAGCACACCUGUGUUUGUUCAGCACAUGUGUGUUUGUUCAGCACACCUGUGUUUGUUCAGCACAUGUGUACAGAUGUUUGCGAUGAAGGAAAGGAGGGAGAGAAGGAUAUUUAUGGUGGAACUGGUUUGGUGGUGUGUUAACGCAAUUGUGUCUAAGGACAGAAAUUCUUUGAAGUCAAAGUGAAGAAUUCCUCCGAGGUCAAAGUGUAAAUUUCGUGUCAAUUCCACGUGCAGGUAUCCUCUGAGGUCGGAGAAUGCCUGACCUUUGAUGCAAGCCUUUGGGAAAAUUAUCGGUCACAUUGUGUCGGCAGUUUUGUCGUUGAAGUGUGGUGUUCGUUUGGAGUACAUAUCGAUUUUUGAAGCUGUUUAUCAAGGAAGUGUGGAAUCAUUGUGCAAAUAGCCGGUGCCUCGCGGGCCGAUGAGCAGAGUGUGGUCCUAAAGAAGGCCAGGAGAUGGAGAGACGUUUUCUUGUGAGUUCACGACGCAGACUUCAGACUUUGUCUUCCAUUGACUCGGUGUGACAGAAUAAACAUGUCUCAGCUGUUGACUGGCAGGACCGGAGGUGUGGAGGAGCCAGGUUUUUCUGACCAGAGUGGCAAGUCAUUGUAGGCGGUGCUCUGAGAUGAAGUGUGGGAGAUGAAGCAGGCAUAUUCUGCCACCUUCAGCGUGUCACAUGUGAAGGAGGCGUGCUGACAAAAUGAGUUACCUUUCGCGAUUGGCUAAUGGAGAUAUAAGCCAAAAAUGGACACUCGUCAAAUUUGUAUAUUUUCAACUAAUACCAGUUUCUUCAAGUUUAACAUGUUUUUUUAUUAUUCAUGCUUGAAAAAAGUCAACUUGCAAGUUUGACGUAUCUCUAUUUCCAUGGGGCUAAAGUUGGAGAAGUAACUUAUUUUGUCAGCAGACGUCACAGAUUCAGAGAUCAGUAUCAUGGCUAGAAGCUGACUAUAGGGCUGCCGCUAAAUCUGGGGCUUUCACUGGUGACAUUGUCACACUUAGUUGUUGACUUGUUGACUCGUUGACUUUGUCAUAGUGUGAGUGUCGCAGGAGCUGUCAUCUACCAUGGCACCAUCUACUGUUUUUGUCGUCAGAGACUCAUCUCUUGCCCUCCCCGCCCCCCUCAACCACUGCUGUAUGUCAUCAACAAGUCAACAGGGUUUGCCGUUCUCCGAUGGAUCAGUAACAGCUACAACAACUACGGUACGACAAAAAAUAAGUCAUGGUUUUUCUCACCUUUAUCUUUGAAUGUCGACCUGCUACCACAUUCUAGAAACCACAGUGUCAUUGGUGUAGGGUGUAAGGACAUUGCCUUAUUUCACCGACAUCCUCCUCAUGUGUAGUCUCCCUCGACAUGCUAUCUUUGGCAAACAAGCAACAGACAGCUCUCCCGUGUAACUGAGCGCUUGCUCUGUUGCUGAAGUUAACAGAAAAAAACCCUUUGUGGUAACAUUACUGUCAUGCAUUGUAUUGUAGUAGAUUUGUACUUGGGUGUUUAUGGGUACAUAUUUUUAGUUAGAGAUUGAUUCACCAGCUGUCUCGUCUCUAAGGGUUUUGUUGUACUUGUCUAUGUACUGGCAAAGAAAUCUUUGUGUAUGCUUUGAAACAUUUAUGACCUACUUCUUCUGUCUUAUCCCUGAAAUUAUUCACAUCUAUUUUUUUUAAGAUACUGGGGAGUUCCACAGUUCACACUGUGUCAGUGGGACAAUAUUUUUGAAUGUUUUGAAGGCUUUUUCUUAUACAUGAAUGUACUAAAAUGUAGCUUUCUGUGAGCGCGUGUCCACAUUUUGCAGUCUGCACAGAUCUCUUGUCCUGGUUUAAGUUGGCUUAUUGACCGCCAUAUUGUGCACCUACCCUAAGAACUGUCACCUUUUGAUGUGAAUGGGAUGUUUUGGAGAAGUUGAUUCCUCAGUCUUUGAUAAUAAUAAUGAUAAUAUUAUAAAAAAUGAUAAUGCAGAAAAUUUCUUUAAUAUGACACGUUAAUCUGCAGUUUGAAAAGCAAAAGUUACAAUCACACCUGAAUGUCAUUAUUGGAACUUUAGGAACUCAUGACUUUGAAAUCCCCAUGGUUACUUCUUGAAGGAUUACUACUUCUUAGUUUAUCAAUGAUCACAUGCCCUCUUUUUGUGAGGAUCCCGAGAGUUUUGGGGAAAAGACCCUCUUGGAGGGAUCUUUGCAUGAGAAUUUUUCCAACACAGCAGCAUGUCCCAGUUGGCUUUUUGACAUGUCCAAGUUGGCUGUUUUGACAUGUCUCUGUAGCUGUUUUGACAUCAUUCAGUAGCUGUUUCAACAUGUAUCUGUAGCUAGCUGUUUUGACUCCUGCAGUGGCCACGGCAUUGUGGCUGUUGAGUUAUUCAACGAAGGUUUGACAGAGAGUGAAUGGCGUUGUGACAGAUGACUGUUCCCACCGUACCGACACUGGACUAGGAGGUUUGAAUGUUGUGACGUCACAGGGGAAAUUGUCUCUGCCGUCACUGACGCUUAAGCACGGUUCCCGAUCCGGAGUAAUGGGUUUUUUUUAAACUGAUUUUUUUUUUUACUGUCUUGCUCAUGUUGAGAUGGUGAUCAGAGGAAAGAACACAUCUUCUGUUAUAGCUCUCUGAAUCAUCAGUCUCAGAGGUAAAUUCUUUUUCCUGGUGAAUCGUAAUGCCACAUCAGGAUUGAGGUUUCGAAGUGCCUAAGCCUGCUUGUACUUCCUCAGGCACUGGAAAAGGACGUCAGAAUCAUUUAACAUGGAAACCUUGUAUCUAGUUUAUCUGUAUAGAUUUUUAUAUGAAUUUUUGAUGAAGCAUAUCUAUCAGAUCAUUGUAAUUUAAUCACAGGAAAAUGUUAAAAACAUUAUUUUCUAUGGGUGAUAAUUUUUUUUCCUAUCUCUAUUUAUAGUGUAUUUUCUUUUUUCUCUCCUUUUCUUCUGAAUGUUUUUUUUCUGCGGAAAGUGUUGCUGGUGAUGAGCUAUUAUGCAGAGGCCGACUGGAUUCUAUUGCUGGAGAGAUGUUUGUGUGUGUGUGUGUUUUGUUCCUGCAGAGGUUUAUCAAAUAAUGAACCAUCUAAGUCGCUGUUGUCAUCUAUAUCUUCAUCUUUCAUUCCCUCUUGCUGGCUUUUGGUUCUCACGUUAGUAUCAAGGUCAAGGUACAUAUUGUUCAAGGUCAAGGUAGCAUGCGUGUCAAGGUUUUGGCAGUAUGUGUACAUUUCAGUUGUUCUUGUUGCUAGCUAGUGCCAUUUCCUGAGUGCUGACUGCCCUUUGAAAGGAUUUGACCACGAGAGAACGGUCACCCUGAUGCAUCGUUUCUAUGUCACUUACCUUAUUGCGAAGUGUAGUACAAUGUGCAUUACAUUUUGUUUUUGUAAUAUGUCAUGUAGGUAAUUUGCUUGUUUCUAUGGUGGUCAUUAUAGUCUGCAGCUUCUUCUCUGCUGCCAGCUCUGUGGAUCGUUCUUUUCCCUUGUGAGAUGGGUACCCACCACUCACCUUUCUCUGAACCGUCACAAUGUUUUAUUUUAUUUUUUUCUAAUAAUCAUCACCCCUUUCUCCACGGCCAAAUAUCAGUUUUGUUAAUGACUGAUCAUCAUUAGGUGUCAGUGCGCCACUAGUUUCAUCAUCUGAUUUUCUUGGCAUCAUCAUCAACAUCAUCACCAUCAUCAUCUAUGCUUGCAAGCACACAGUAAUUAUAUAUUAUAUUGCCACGUUCUAUAAUUUUUGCUGACCCACCAAUGCCUCCACUGUAGAGUGUAUACCUGCGUGUGUGUGUGUGUGUGUGUGUGUGUGUGUGUUUGUGUGUGUGCUUGUGUGUGUGUGUGUGUAUAUGACACAUAUCAUGAGAGAUAUAUAUAUGUAUUUUUGUGUGUGUAUGUGUGUGUGUGUGUGUGUAUGUGUGUGUAUGCGUGUGACACAUAUCAUAAGAGAAAAGAAGUAUGUUGUUGUGUACAGAUAGAUGUAUCUAUGACAAUGUAGUGGGGAUUCCCAUGCCUAGUUAACCAUGACAUCAGAAAUGGAUUCAGUACGAAGUGCAGACCUUAUAUCUAGCCUACCACAACUAUUUACCUAGCUAUGGACCUUCACCCUUCAACAAAUUAUAUCUCGCUAAUUUUUGUUUCUUAAAUAUAUGCAUGCACCUUGCCUGUGUCAUUUAUGAUGAUGUUUUCAGUAAUGGGUCAUUCCUCUGUAUGUGUGUGAUAGAGCUUGAUUGAAGUGGCAGAGAUAAUGUUUAAUCUGUGUGUGUGUGUGUGUACUGUGUGUGUGUGUGUUUUGUAAAAUGUUAGGAAGGGCAUUGAUGAUCCAUGUUUACGUGUUUAUGUUGAUGCGUUAUUUGCUGAGAUUGCUUUGUGUGUGAUGUGGAUAAUGUUGUUUGAUUAUGAUUUGUCUGUAUGAAUGUCUGUGGUUGGUGAAAUGUUUGUGGUGAUUGUCUGUUCCCUUUGUAUCUGGAUUCUUUUGUUUGGAAUGUGCUUAGUGUGGGCUGUUGUGCUGAAUACAUGACAUUUCAUUAGGAAGAAAAGGUAGAUCUAUGUCUUCGUUUCCAUUGUUAUGGAAGACCUACAUGAGCAGCCAAGCCUGUCGCGUUUCUGUCACACGCGGGAAAACUUUUGUGUACCUUGUUGAUCUUUGAAGAUUUGACAAAUUAUGUAUAUUGUGUGUCUGGAAUCAAAUGUGUCAUUUAUUCUGUUACCAGUUAAACUGUGGCUUUCCUAAUAGUUGAAAGUGGACACUUCCUUUUUGUGAAAUGAAGUACCACAAGUAUUGAUAAUAGCUUGAGCUUUGAGUGUCAGCAUGUCAUGUCAUAGCACUGACGUAUGACGCAAGGACAAAAUGCGGACACGGCAUGGCACAAUCUCACCAGACUGACAUGAUGUAACAAGGGAUGAUUGACUGACCCGUUGCUCGUGGUGUCUCAUGACACAAGUGACAUGACGACUGUGUUGCUUGUAGACUUCACAACCACAAACUCAAACUGGCCAUGCCAUGACAAACAUAUGACACAUAAAUGACACAUACUUUACAGCAAACAACUGUCUGUCUGCCAUGACACACACGGCAUGACACACACGACAUGACACAAACUUUACUACAAACUACUGUCUGCCAUGACACACAUGGGAUGACACACACAUGAUACUUUACAACAAACAACUGACUGUCUGUGCAGACAGUAGUGGCUAGGCUAUGUCCUCCCCCCCCUGUUUACCAGCUCCUGCUGUGUCCCCUGUGCCUGCCCCUACUGAUAAGUUCUCCCCAUCUUUGUCUUUACCCAUGGCUUAUGGACACAUAAACUUAUAUAUCUAGAAAGCUGCUGACCGUACAUAAAGACAUGGAGACUUUUACAUUGACUGUUUGCUGUCUGAUCAGAUCACAAUGCUCUGUUUGCAAAUGUGUGGAAAUUUGCUGUUAAACAUCUUCUUUUAUGAGGGUUGAAAUUUUUAGGUAGUGAACAUUUGUACUUCACAAGUUAUCCUGUUAAUAAAAAUCCAUGUGCCACAAAGUUGUAAAACUGUAACAAGUGAUUGUUGGUGUCUUUUGAAUUUUUAAGAAUGCAUUGAAAGGUGUUUGAGUGAAAUUGUGAGUGAGAUCAAUGUAGACAGUGAUAUGGCUAUACAUAUAUAUAUAUAUAUAUAUAAGUGGUUAGAGUUUUACUGUAUUGGGGUUUUAAACUUUUUCUAUACUGUUUCUUUUUCAUUUGGUUCUCUAAUACCAUGAACUCAUAAAAAAUUAUGAUAAUCAUUUUUAAUUUUGCAGUCUUUCGUGUCAGUAUAGUCAAAGGUAUCAUGACGCACUGUCUCUCUGCACACUUACGUGAGAUGUCUGCCCAUAAAAGUAUUUAAAUAUUUUUGUAUACUUAUGAAUUAUAUGUGUCUUUAACUUAAACGUUAAUCAUUGAUCAAAAGCAAUGGAAAUCAAAUCCAGAUAUGGGGUUGGUUUUAUAGGAAAAGAUGCUUAUAUUCCUCUCAAUGUUGACAGAAAAAGGACAUGAUACAUUCUGUGGUCGUGCGGGCGGUAUGGCCCUUGUUCUGUCCUGGGGUCUGCUUGUUUUCAAGGGCAGUGCCUCUGAACAUCUUUGAACCAAACAAAUGCAAUUUUAAUUUGCAUCCUCAAUUUUGUAGCCAGAAAUUAUGGUGAGAAGCUUUGUUGAGAGGAAAUUCUCAUGCCAUGGCAACAGAAAUAAAUGGAAAAAUAAAUGGAAAGGUUGAAAAAUCUGGA